Molecule: messenger RNA, 3128 nt
Organism: Cinclus cinclus
Lineage: Eukaryota; Metazoa; Chordata; Aves; Passeriformes; Cinclidae
Gene: LMNB1
Product: lamin B1
Exons: 11
Coding region: 1-1755 (584 amino acids)
Source: RefSeq, a predicted model, not a curated record
AUGGCCGACCCCGCGCCGCGUGCCCGCGGCCCAGCCGUCGCCGCGAUGCCGCAGAGCCCGACGCGCAUCUCCCGCCUGCAGGAGAAGGAGGAGCUGCGGCAGCUGAACGACCGCCUGGCCGUGUACAUCGACAAAGUGCGGAGCCUGGAGACGGAGAACAGCGCGCUGCAGCUGCAGGUGACCCAGCGGGAGGAGGUGCGGGGCCGCGAGGUCACCGGGCUCAAGGCGAUCUACGAGGCGGAGCUGGCGGACGCGCGGCGGGCGCUGGACGACACGGCGCGGGAGCGCGCCAAGCUGCAGAUGGAGCUGGGCAAGAUGCGCGCCGAGCACGAACAGCUGCUGGGCAGCUAUGCAAAAAAGGAAUCUGACCUCAGUGGAGCCCAAGUCAAACUUCGGGAGUUUGAAGCAGCCUUGAAUUCUAAAGAAGCUGCACUGGCCACAGCACUUGGUGAUAAGAAAAGUCUGGAGGGAGAAAUUGAAGAUUUGAAAGAUCAAAUGAGAGAGCUUGAAGCUUCUUUAGCUGCUGCCAAGGACCAGCUUAUGAAUGAAACCUUGCAGAAGGUGGACCUUGAAAACCGUUGUCAGAGCCUCAUUGAGGACCUGGAAUUCCGUAAAAAUAUGUAUGAGGAGGAGAUCAAUGAAACAAGAAGGAAGCACGAAACUCGCCUGGUGGAGGUGGAUUCUGGGCGUCAGAUUGAAUAUGAGCACAAACUGACCCAGGCCUUGCACGAAAUCAGAGAGCAGCACGAUGCACAAGUGAAGCAGUACAAAGAAGAGCUCGAAGAGACUUACCAUUCCAAGCUGGAGUGUGCCAGGCUGUCCUCGGAGAUGAGCAGCUCUGCAGCCAGCACCAUCAGGGAGCAGCUGAACGAGAGCCGCAUGCGCAUCGAGAGCCUGUCCUCCCACAUCACCAGCCUCCAGAAAGAGUCUAGAGCGUGGCAGGACAGAGCACAGGACCUGGAGAGCAGCUUGGCCCAGGAACAGGAAAACUGCCGCAAAAGGCUGGCAGAGAAGGAGAAGGAAAUUGCAGAGAUAAGAAAUCAGAUGCAGGAGCAGCUGACUGACUAUGAGCAACUCCUGGAUGUUAAACUGGCACUUGACAUGGAGAUCAAUGCAUACCGGAAAUUGCUGGAGGGUGAAGAGGAGAGGCUGAAGCUGUCCCCCAGCCCUUCCUCCCGGGUGACUGUCUCACGAGCCUCCUCCAGCCGCAGCGUCCGCACGGCCGGCGGCAAGAGGAAGAGGAUUGACGUGGAGGAGUCCGAAGCCAGCAGCAGUGUGACCAUCUCCCACUCUGCCUCUGCCACGGGGAACGUGUCCAUCGAGGAGAUAGAUGUGGAUGGGAAGUUCAUCCGCUUGAAGAACACCUCUGAACAGGAUCAACCUAUGGGAGGUUGGGAGAUGAUCCGAAAAAUAGGAGACACUUCUGCAAGUUACAGAUAUACCUCAAGAUAUGUACUAAAGGCAGGCCAGACUGUUACAAUCUGGGCUGCAAAUGCUGGAGUAACUGCGAGCCCUCCCACUGACCUCAUCUGGAAGAACCAGAAUUCCUGGGGCACUGGUGAAGAUGUGAAAGUUGUGCUGAAAAAUUCUCAGGGAGAGGAGGUUGCUCAGAGAAGCACUGUGUUCAGAACAACAGCACGUAAAGGGGAAGAUGAGGAAGUUGAGGAAGAAGCAGCUGAACCUCUGGAUGAGGAAGACAUUUACCACCAGCAGGCAGAGCAAGGAUCAUCCAACAGAAGCUGUGUGGUCAUGUGAAAUUCCAGCCCCUCUAGGCUACUCCAGCCGUGGUAAUCCCUGCCUGCAGAACAGAGCCUUCUGAGAAGCACAAUGUUAUUUUCCUGUCUGUGAAUUGUUAAAAGCUGCGAGUCUGAUGGCCUUAAAUCUCCUUUUGCCACUGAAAAGAGGGGGGGGGAAAAAAAAAAAAGUUUUAUCACAAGCAUCUCGACCUCCUCGCAGAAUGUGAGCUGGUGGCUCCUGACGAGGAGAAUUGAGAAUUGAUGCUCCUGUCUUUCUCAGUUUUAAAUACCAGUCUCUCUUCAUUGAAACCUUGCUGGAGUAGGAAUAUUCCAGUGUGUUUUGGGGAUCGAUUUUUCUUAGAUUAUACCACUCUAGAUUAGUUGCUACGACCUCUUUGUAUUUUAGAUGCUGUUGGGGAUUGAUUUUAGGAUUCUUAAUUCUGGAAGAGGAUUCAUGUUACACCUUUUAGUUUUGUUAAGAUAGUGUUACCAGCUUAAAUUUUUUAAUGUGUUUUUUUCUAACAAAUUAGCUGUUUUAAUAUGGAUUGCCUUACUUGUUUACACUCUUUAGUAACAAAACCAAGUCUCUAGAGGUCUAGUCUACAUUUGUAUGGGAAACAGUUGUAAUUUUGCCAAUGUUGAAAAUUUUUCUGUCCUUUUCACAUUAUUCCAAUGUCUGAAAAACAUUUAAUAAAGUAUCUCUGUGCAGCAGCAUGAAAUUUUUUGGAAUUUGUUUCUUCCUAGAACUGAGCUAAAAGUUGAUUGAGUGUUGAAUUGUUUAAAUUGAUGGGCUUUGAAGCUGAAGAAACAUCCAUUAAAUGGAACAUUAUUCUUCUGAAUAAUGACUUGAUAUUGCUUCACAUUUUGAAAAUUAAUUCUUUAGAGCUUUGUUCACACUCUGAUGCAUUUGUGCUUAUCUUUGCUUAUGGUUCUGUUCAUACUGGUCUGACUUUUACUGCAUCAUGCCAGUACCAGGCUAAGCAGUUUGAGCAAGCACAGUAACAUAAAGAGAAAUAUAGAACUGCUGUGGGGUAGUUACCUUUGACAUAGCCUGAAUGUAUUGUUUUAAAUGCACAGCCAGAACUUUGGAAGUUGAUUGAUUUUUUUUUUUUUUUUUUUAAUUGACUGAACCUCUUUUUUUUCCCCAUGGCAAAACUAAGACUUUUUUUGCAUGUCUUUCAUCUUGGGUUGAGCCCUUUUCUAGUGACCAAUGUGGUGACAUUUCAUGUACCAGCAGCAGGUAGAAAGGAGGGGUUGAUGGACAAUUCUAAAGUUAUGGUAGGAACCUUCCUGCAUGAUCAGAUUUUUGGUUAUAGCUUUUGUAGAGCCUGUUCUUCAAUGACAAUGAGAGAAAAACGAAUUUUAGCAUAUUUCUUUUUUUUCUUGCUGUGA